CAUGAUGUUUUUAUUCAGACUGUUGCCUCAGUUUGGUUCACAGUAAGAAAACCUCUUUUUGUAUUUUAUUUAAAUAGAAAUUAUAAACCAUCAUAAGUUUAAGACGUUGUGUUUACAUGUCUGCAGGUAGACAACGAGAGUCUCUUCUAAAGGUUUUUCAGAACUCAACGAACUUAUCGCUUUUCUUCACAACUUUAUGGAGGUUUUGUUCCACUGGAGAAGCCUGUUUAUUUUUUAAGGAAGAGGGGGGUUAACAAUGUAUAGACUGAACCCCCGGACCUGUAAUCACGUCUCUGACUCCAAGUGAAUGCAACCAUAUCGGAACUGGUCCUCAUCUGACCCUCUGGAAACCCAAAAGACCUCAGUUUUGUGAGCAACUGCCAAUCGGAUUGAAGGACCAUAUCCAGUUUCUUGGAGUAGCUUUCCCCUUUAAGCCCCCGGUCCUGCUGAAAGAUAGGCCAUUGUCUUAAGUCCACCCAUCUGUGGGGGUGGCUCUGCGAAAGUUUGCAGAAGAAAUUUUUAAGCUGUCACUGGCUGUCGGUAGGAGACUGAUGGAGGACAGAGGGGACAGCCACUCGUAAGCCAACAUUAACACCGACAUACAGACAAGCCAAAAAGAAUGGAACAAAAACGGCCCGUGGAGGCAGACGAUGUUCAGGCCUGAACUGGAGAAGUUUGUUGGGACAGUCAGAGUUUCAAGUGCAUGGUCGCCACAAAGCGAGAAGUGCAUUCAGCCCAGAUGGAAGUGAUUUGAAUUGACAGUCGACGCCGUGUUAGAAAGGCAUUAAAUGCUUCUAAAAUAUAAGCUACCGUCCUGACAAAAUGAGCCGUUUGGACUGCGGGCUUCACGCCAUCGGACAAGGAGUCUGCCCCAUUCACUUCUUCAUCGCACUUCUGCUUGUCCCGGGAAACACGUUGGGAUUAUCACAUGAACCAGAGAGAUUUCUGCAGGAUCUGCCUCAGUACGAAGUGGUUCACCCCACCAGAGUGGAUGCCAGAGGUCACUUCCUGUCCAACUUCCUGUCUCACCACGCUCGCCGUGUGCAGCGCAGGGAAACCUCAGAGGGACCAGCGGACUUGGAUCGAGUCUUCUACCAGUUGUGGCACAGCGACCGCAGUUUGCACUUUAACCUCACCCUCAACCCACACCUGCUGGCCCCGGGCUUCCUAACGGAGAGGAGGUAUGGUGGCCUGGAUGGGGCCCAGAUCCACCCGCCUGGAUCCUCCCAGUGCCACUUUUUAGGUGAAGUUUGGGAUGAGGCCACUGUUAAAGGAAGUGCGGCCAUAAGCACCUGUGAUGGACUGACCGGACUGUUCAAGUUGUCUGAUGAGGAAUUUUUUAUUCAACCUCUGGAGCCGUCGAGCGAUGAGACCUCAGCACCACAAGCCCACGCCAUCUACAAGCGCCACGCGUCCCCUCCCUCCUGGAGUCCAGUCGUACAGCACAUCUCAGGGAAACAAGCUCUCAACGGCACCUGUGGAAUUAAUAACUCCCAUCAAAGAUUUGAAGACAUCGAGAGUCAGCGAGAGCGAUGGGAGCGCCGUCAGCAGAGAAGGCGGAGGAGAAUUCGUCAGCGCUCUGUCAGCAAAGAGAAGUGGGUGGAAACGCUGGUGGUGGCUGACCCUAAAAUGGUGGAGUAUCAUGGGAGCAAAACUGUGGAAAGCUAUGUCCUCGCCGUCAUGAACAUUGUGGCAGGUCUGUUCCGAGAUGCCAGUAUUGGAAACGCAAUCAAUAUUGUGGUUGUUCGACUCAUCCUACUGGAGCAGGAUGAGGAUGACUUGAAGAUUACACACCACGCUGACAACAACUUGAACAGCUUCUGUAAGUGGCAGAAGAAACUCAACAUGAAAGGAGACGAGCAUCCGCUGCACCAUGACGUAUCAGUCCUGCUCACCAGGAAGGACAUCUGUGCAGCCAUCAACAUGCCAUGUGAGACUCUGGGUCUGUCCCACGUGGCGGGGAUGUGUCAGCCACACCGCAGUUGCAGCAUUAGUGAGGACACGGGCCUCCCAUUGGCCUUCACUGUAGCUCAUGAGCUGGGACACAACUUUGGGAUUCAGCAUGAUGGCAACGGUAAUGACUGUGAACCCAUUGGGAAACGACCUUUCGUCAUGUCUCCACAGCUCCUGUACGGCACCUCCCCGCCCAGGUGGUCACGCUGCAGUCGGCAGUAUAUCACCCGCUUCCUCGAUCGUGGCUGGGGCUGGUGCCUUGACGAUCCCCCGGUGAAGGAAAAGAUGUCACUGACCUCAGUGCUUCCUGGGGUUUUGUACAGCGCGACCCAUCAGUGUCGGCUGCAGUAUGGAUCUGGGUCCCUGCUCUGCGAUGACAUGGAUAAUGUAUGCAGCACUCUGUGGUGCACUGUGGGAACAACCUGCCACUCAAAGCUGGAUGGGGCUGUGGACGGGACCAGCUGCGGUGAGGACAAAUGGUGUUUCAGUGGAGAGUGUGUUGCAGUUGGAUAUCAGGCAGAAAGUGUAAACGGAGGCUGGGCAUCUUGGAGCGAGUGGUCGGCCUGUUCAAGGACGUGCGGGGCCGGAGUGCAAAGUGCCCACAGAGACUGCGAUAACCCAGCUCCGAAGCACAGAGGGAAGUAUUGUCUGGGGGAGCGGCGGAGGUACAAGAUCUGUAACAGCACACCGUGUCCUGUCGAACUGCCCACCUUCAGAGACAUCCAGUGCAGCCACUUCAACUCUGUGCCUUACAAGGGCAAGCUCUACAAGUGGGAGACGGUCAUCAACAGAGCCAGCCCGUGCGAACUGCACUGCCGUCCACUGAAUGAACAUUUUUCCGACAAGAUGCGGGAUGCCGUCACUGAUGGGACGCCGUGUUACGAGGGCAACAAAAGCAGAGAUAUGUGCAUCAAUGGCAUCUGUAAGAAGGUCGGCUGUGAUUACGUGAUUGAGUCCAGCGCUGUCGAGGACCGCUGUGGGGUUUGUAAUGGCAAUGACUCCACCUGUACAACCGUGAGGAGAACGUUUGAUGAGAGCGAAGGACUUGGCUAUGUAGACAUUGGACUGAUCCCAGAGGGAGCCUGGGACAUCCGCAUUGAGGAGGUGGCUGAAGCGGGGAAUUUCUUGGCACUACGAAGCGACACCCCCAACAAGUAUUUCCUGAACGGAGGCUGGACGAUCCAGUGGAACGGAGAGUACAAGGCAGCCGGGACAGUAUUCACUUAUGAGAGGACAGGACACCUGGAGAACCUGACGUCCCCAGGGCCCACCAUGGAACCACUGUGGAUUCAGCUUCUCUUCCAGGAGACCAAUCCAGGAGUGCGGUAUGAGUACACAAUUAGUCGAAAUGUCUCGGAGGACGACGUCGCUGCGUCAGGUUUCUUCUGGAAAUACGGUUCAUGGACUGAAUGCAGUGUUACGUGUGGAACAGGUGUCCAGAGGCAGAUUGUUCACUGUGUGGAAAAGACAACUGGGAUAGUGGAGGAGCACUUCUGCGACCCCUUAACCCGACCUGACGAUAACCAAACCAGCUGUAACAAGGAUCCAUGUCCAGCCACAUGGUGGGUCGGAGAGUGGCAGAAAUGCUCGUCGAGCUGUGGGAGCUCGGGCCAGACUAAAAGGACGGUGCUCUGCAUCCAGGCAGUAAGUGUCGAGGAGCAGAAAGCCCUGCAGCCUAGUGAAUGCGGACACGUGCCCAAACCUGAGUCACUAUCCUCCUGCAACACGCACAUCCCCUGCCCCGCUGACUGGACCGCUGGCAGCUGGUCAAAGUGUUCGGUGUCUUGCGGAGGUGGAGUGCGUCACCGUAAUGUAACCUGCUCUCGAAACACAGGUGUCGACUGUGACCCUCAAAAGAAGCCCCAUGCUGUCAGCAGCUGCUACAUUCAGGACUGUCCACAGGAAGUGGAUAAUUUUGGCAUCGACUGGUCAGGAAGCGGCUGGUCGAGCAAAGAGGUGCUCAAUGAAAUUAACUCCAUACCUGAAGCCAAACCUCCUCCCAAGUUCAGCACCACCAGAGCUCAACCAAGAAAUCACAACAACCCCAACAAUAUUGCCGAGGGACAUUUUCACUACCACAAUAACAUUGAAAACAUUGAUCGCUCUCCAGAAAACAAUGUUCAAGUUGAUGAUUUUUACUAUGACUAUAAUUUUAUCAACUUCCAUGAAGACUUGUCAGAUGACUUUGAGAGCGAUGGAAAAGACUCAGAGGACAGUCACGGAGUCGAUGCGCCACAGGAGGUCAAGCCAACCCACAGCAUGAAAGGAAGUGCUCACAUGGAAAGUACAAAAGCUCCCAAAGUUACUUCAGCAUUUUCUACCAGUUCGAAGACCACUGCCUACACUUUGAAAACCGAAGAUCCAGCAAGCACAGAUCUCAACAAUAUGAAGGAGAAUGGAAAUGGAACAACAAAGGAGUCUAUAGUGGAUGACUUUCUUUCUGAGGAUUAUCUUCUGCCUGUGUCUACGACUCGCUCACCAUCAUUGUCCUCAACUCGGCAUAACAAUCUGUGGUGGCCUGUAAACCCUAGCACAAUGCCGAGUCUAGUUUUCACUGCAGAGGAGUCUACACAGGAUGUGAAAUAUGUGGAGGGAAUUGAAAAUAACUACGAUAGCUUCACUGGAGAAGACAGUCUCACUGAGAAGGCCUCUGUGACUCCUCUUCCCACAUAUCAAUCCAUUAUUCAUACUGUUAUCUCUACAACAAAUGCCCAGGAGAUGGAGGAACGUGAUGAUUACGAGUACAGUUACAAUGAAAAAAGCACAUUAAGUCCAGAUAUCUAUGCAUACGAAGAAGAUGUAGAGGGCCCACAACCCACACCAGAAUCUAUAAUUCAGGUUAAUACUGAAGUCCAGGUGGACGAGAGCGCCUCACAAAUACCUCAAGCAAUCAGUCAAUCAACAGUACUUCCACCUGCCUUCACAGCGGAGGCCUUGGAUCAAACUAAUUUUAAUGACCUCAACACAACUUCACUUCCUGCCUCUGUGAAAUCUACUCAACUCCCUGUUCCCUCUCUGCUAAUCUCAGGUAACCGAGAGGCCUCUCAUGACUCCACAUCUUUAACUGGAACAGAAAUCAUACCUCCUACAAACCUGGAAGGAGCCAAACAGCCUUCCUCAGCUGAUUUCCUGCCAGUUACAAUGAAACAUGAACCGAGAGAACCUUCCUUCACUGAAAGAACUGGAACAGAUUCCACAUCCCAAGCUCCAUCGUUUGAUUUAGCUGAUUUUGACUACAAUGAAAUAGUCAUUCCCACGAUAGUGAGGGGCAGCAGCAACAUCAGUCCUGAUGCUGCACACCAGCUUUCAGUAAACAAAGCAGCCACUCCUCAACAAAGCACAGCAACAGUACAGCACCCUGCGCCCAUUGUGCCAACCCAUCCACCUGCUCUGUGGCCAUAUUCAGAGCUGACAUCUGUCCAGACUUCAGUCUCCCCACAAGUCAGUACCACAGCCUACUGGGUCACCGGCAGCUGGAGCUCUUGCUCCACCACUUGUGGUCUUGGUGCAGUCUGGAGGACUUUGGCCUGCAGUACUGGCUCGGACUCUGACUGUGACCCAGCCAAGAGGCCCGCACCGGCCCAGCGAUGUUACCUGCGUCCCUGCUCCACAUGGAAAGUUGAUGAGUGGAGUAAGUGCUCCCAGAAUUGUGAGGGUGGCAUUAAAUCACGAGAGGUCCAGUGUUUUGACAUGCGGGAUCAAAGGCCCCUGCGACCUUUCCACUGCAGAGCCAUGUCCUCCAGGCCGAAAACCCGUAUGCCCUGUAACCUUCAGCCGUGUCUCGAAUGGUACACCUCCUCCUGGGGCCAGUGCUCUGAGGUGUGCGGUGGUGGUGAGCAGCAGCGUAUUGUUGCUUGUCCAGAGGAGGAUCGGUGUGACAGGGACCUUCAGCCCAGCAACAUCCAGCCAUGUAAUAGCCAUCCCUGUGCUCAGUGGCUGACUGGAUCUUGGGGACAGUGUUCAGCUUCGUGCGGCGGCGGAGUGCAGCGCCGACUCAUCAAAUGUGUUAACACAAAGUCUGAGACAAAUGAAGAAGUCGAUCAAGCUCAGUGUGACCACGAGCCGCAGCCUGAGAGCAUCCAGAAGUGUAACUCACAGGAGUGUGAGAGCGCCCCCUUUGAUCCAUAAAAUCUACCGAUGUGAGCCAUGAGUUUGACUGCGAUGCGGGAAAAGAGGAAGGACUCGCAUGUCAAGUGACUGUUUUAAUUAUAGAGCAUCUGAAAUUGAUGUUUACACAAGAGAAAAGGUUUGACCUUAAAGCAAUAAAGCUGAGGGUAAAUUUUCACCUUCUGCUGAUGCUGGCUGUGGUCAGUGCUGUCCAGGGUGGCGUUGAUUGACCAGUGAAUGUUUAUGCAUGUCCAACACGAUAUUAAGGUAAAUGUCAUGUUAUUAGUUAAAUCUAUAUUAUAUCCUCAAUUUCUGAGUGAUUUUUCUUUAAUAAGUGUUCUUGAAUGAAAGUUUGAUACAACAUAGUGUCUGUCCUUAUCAAGAAGAUGCCCCCAAUGUUUUGUAAGUACAUCUAUUCACUUGAGGGGGUAUUAAACUGUCUGACAGUACCAGUUUUUGCCCCAGUGCAACACAGUGCCACACUCGCCUAUCAACAGCAGCAUUGAUGUCGUUGGAAAUCCACCAGUUGUGCCUCUAAUGAUGCCGCAUGACAAGACCAGUGGAAAAGCUGACGGCAGUCGCCUCAAAGGUCUUCUUUGUUAACCAGACACGCAGAAGACAAGUUUGAACUUUCUUCUUUUUUUUUUAUUUGUUUCAGACUCUGGUAGAGUUGAAGAAGACUUUUGUAAUCAAAGCAACUAUUCACAGUAGGAAUAUUAUCAGCUUCAAGUCCUCUUUGGCUUGAAACAAAUGCACGGCUUGACAUUUUUUGUUGCUUCUUUUUGAGUUAGAUUGCAGGCCAAAACUUUUUACUUUCAGUGGCUGGACAAUCAUAUCUGGCUUUGAUGUGCAUGUGUCUAGAAAAGGCUAUCAUUUUUGCACUAGAGGUGUAAUUUUGCUGAAGUCGGUGUUACAUGAACGCACCUGCUACCUGCAGGGAAGAGUGGGUCACAGCCUUUAUAUUUGGUCAUACUGGUGCAACAAUGCACACCCCAUUUUUUGCAACCUCGUGAAGUAAAGAUAAAUUAAAAUAAUCUCUGAAAAUGUGGAAAUGUUAUAUUUGUCACCUGUGUAACUAAAUUAGCAGUUUCAAUUCUGUUAGCAAUUCUGUUUCCUCAUUUAGGCCACGGCAGUUCAGUGGCAUUUCUGUUUUACAUCUGAUAUGAAAUCACAAUGUUUCUCAGAAGGCAGCCUUUUGGCUUUGCUGACAUUUUGAAGGCACAGAGGUAUAAAAGUAUUCUGGUAAAUAUGUGAGGCCUAUGAUAAAGUGGCGGCGAUGUUGGUGCUGCGCGUGACCCUCCGUCUCAGUUAAUAAUUUGUUUGUGUGUUGUUUUAUUCUUCAAUUUGGCAAUUGGAUCCUUUCAAAGUUAUUUUGUUUUUUCUCUGUGUGGUCAAAGAAACCCUGGGAAGCGUGACAGCAGCACGUGCACAUGCAGUAAAACCGACAGAUGCUUGUUUGUUUUACACAAAUCCCGUCUGUUAAGACAAAGAAACCGGUUGACUGAAUUCAAGAGGCAAAACAGCCCCAUGCAUCAGAAUAGCAAAAUAAGAUCCCUGUGAAAUUAAAAUGAAAAUAAAACAAAUUUCACAGAAUGUAAGGCUGAGUAAAGCCUCUUUAGCAUCUAAAGCUUUGCUCUGCAGUGAACAUGAGUUGCCAGUGAUGCCCAUGAUGUUGACGUCCUGUCUCAUGCUCGAAGCCUCAUUCAGAUGCUGCUAAAGACAGAAAGACUGAACUUAGACAUUUGAAAAGCUUUCGUUUUGUCUCUACUAGUUAGUCAUUAUAACGUGUGUCCAAUUUGCAUUUCAGUGUUAGCCUAAUAAAAAUGCUCAUAAUCGCUUAUUGCCUUGUGAGCCUUUUGUGACACCAAAGAACACAAAUAUCAGAAUCAUAAAAGAGCUGCACAAACCACCAGAUAUGUUUUAUCUGCUGCACGAUUUAACCUGUUGCUACAGUAACUUAGAUUACCUACAGUCAAGUCACAGUUAGCUUGCUUUUACUACAGAGUCAUCUGCCAUGGCUUGAUAGGGUUAUCUGAAAGAGCUAUCGGAAUUCCACAUAAUGUUAGGCUAUGUGUUGCGUUUUGUUCCUAUAAUAGAGACUUCUGUCCUACCUAAAACGACCACCCCAUUAAAGAACGUCUUCACUUCAUCACUACACUGAAGUCUAAAAAACAAAUUAUACCUUUUCUAACAGAAGUGUUAAUGUGUGCACUGUGACUUAUUUAUAUCCACACUGCCUGAUCCAUGAAAAUAAAACUACAGUCUGUAAAAGGUCAGUGAAAUGUGUGAAAACGUCUCUCAUCGGUGCUUCUGAAUCGGACUCUGUAGCUCAUGGAGUCAUGAUGAGCGAUUUGUUCCAAAAUGAAGACCUGAAUAUAUAAACACAAUAAGCACAAGGUUAUUUUUGAAGUCCUGGGUAAUCUUGUCUAAAGAGUCCUUUAUGUGCACACCUCAUUUGAUCUGAAAGUCAACAUCCAAAUUUAAUCAAAGCCAACCUCAUUAUUUAUAAUUUAC
Messenger RNA from Scatophagus argus, 8574 nucleotides. RefSeq names its product A disintegrin and metalloproteinase with thrombospondin motifs 7. Gene Ontology annotation, cellular component: extracellular matrix. Gene Ontology annotation, biological process: proteolysis; extracellular matrix organization. The record is from RefSeq and is a predicted model, not a curated record. Gene Ontology annotation, molecular function: metalloendopeptidase activity. The transcript has 24 exons. Lineage: Eukaryota; Metazoa; Chordata; Actinopteri; Scatophagidae. The coding region runs from base 823 to 6081 and encodes 1752 amino acids.